GUACCCUGGGAAGCAGAGCUAUCCGGGGCGCGCGGCCUGGUGGCGGUCAGCUUCUGAAGCUCGCGAAGGCGCAGUUUGCGGGGCGCUGGCUCGGGGUCCCCGGUCGCUGAGCCGAGAGCCUGGCCCCGCGGACCGAGGGGUCAUUGACAUUCAGAGACGUGGCCAUAGACUUCUCCCAGGAGGAAUGGGAAUGGCUUCAGCCUGCUCAAAGAGAUUUGUACAGACAUGUAAUGUUGGAGAACUUUGGCCACCUGGUCUCACUGGCAGGUCUUAACAUUUCUAAGCCAGAUGUGGUUUCCUUGUUGGAGCAAGGGAGAGAACCCUGGCUGGGGAAAGGAGACAUGAGCAGAGGUCUAUUUCCAGCUUCAGAGUCAAACGCUGAGAUCAGAGAGUUUUCUCCAGAGAAUGUCCUGUGUGAAGAUGACUCAUCCCGGUGCUUGAUAAUGGACAGGUUUCUAAGCCAAGGCUCGGAGUGUUCCAGUGUUAAAGGAGACUGGAAACGUGAGGGCGAUGCUGAGGUGCUGCAGGGAAAUCAGGGAUGCGUCAGGCAAGUGACAGUUCCCCAUCAAGAAGCCCUGUCUCAACACAUGCGUGUCGGUACUGUGGAGAGACCCUACGGCUGCCAGGAAUGUGGGAAAACUUUCAGUCGGCGCUUUUCCCUUGUGCUACAUCAGAGAACUCAUACUGGAGAGAAACCAUAUGUGUGUAAGGAGUGUGGCAAAACCUUUAGCCAGAUCUCAAACCUCGUGAAACAUCAGAUGAUCCAUACUGGAAAGAAGCCCCAUGAGUGUAAAGACUGCAGUAAAACAUUCAGUUACCUUUCAUUCCUUAUCGAACACCAGAGAACACACACUGGGGAGAAACCGUAUGAAUGUACUGAGUGUGGGAAGGCCUUCAGCCGUGCCUCAAACCUCACUCGGCAUCAGAGAAUUCACAUGGGAAAGAAGCAGUAUGUGUGUAGGAAAUGUGGGAAGGCCUUCAGCAGCGGCUCUGAGCUCAUUCGCCAUCAGAUCACACACACGGGGGAGAAGCCUUACGAAUGCAUCGAGUGUGGGAAGGCGUUUCGUCGUUCCUCGCACCUCACCCGACAUCAGAGCGUCCACGCCUCCAAAACCCCCUAUGAAUGUGGUGAAUGCAGCAAAGCCUUCCGCUGCCACUCGUUCCUCAUCAAACACCAGAGGAUUCACGCAGGAGAAAAGCUCUUCGAGUGUGACGAGUGUGGUAAAGUUUUCACGUGGCAUGCGUCCCUUGCGCAGCAUAUGAAGAUCCACACUGGAGAGAAACCCUAUGCGUGUGCUGAGUGUGACAAAACCUUUAGCCGGAGCUUCUCCCUCAUCCUACACCAGAUAACUCACACUGGGGAGAAACCCUACGUAUGUCAGGUCUGCAGUAAAUCCUUCAGCUGGAGCUCAAACCUUGCCAAACACCAGAGAACACAUACUCUAGAGAACCCCUAUGAAUACGAAAACUCAUUUAAGUACCACUCAUUCCUUACUGAACGCCAGGGAAUUCACACUAUAGAGAAAACCUAAGAAUGUAUGGAUUAAGAAAAAAAAAAAGCAGCUAAUGCCUUACUCUGACUUCAGAGAUCUCUUGGGAAGAAGCCUUAUGUUAAUGUGCUGAAUGGGACGAAACGUGGUCUGUAAUUUAUUCAACAUCCUGGAGAAAAACUCCAGGAAUAUGGGGAAAGCCAUUAAUGGCUGCUGAUUCUUUUUGUAAUACCAGAAGACGAAAUCAGUCAGUAUUGAGAAGACUCUUCCUUUGGUAGGAUUCCUUUAAUCUACAUUUGUGAAUUCCUACCAGGAAAGGAUGCAUGUCAGUAAAUGGGAGACAGCUCUUAGAGACGAGGUCUUGUUCUGCUCAAGCAGGAUGGAACGCAUGGGUAUGAGUGUAUUUUUUCCUAGACAUCAAAAAACUCCUAACAAAGGAAUGUCAUACAGUCAUUUGGGAAUGCCUUUGUGUACCACGCAGUGUUUAUUAAAUUUUUACAUACUCUUCUAAGAAAAAGCAACCCUAUAAAUGAACUUAACACAGGGCGAUCUUCUGCAGUAUUUCAGACGUAUAGAAUCAUACUAGUGGAAAACUUCUGUUACAGUGAAUGUGGCAAACCUGACAGUUCUGAGAAGUUGAAGUGGAGAGAAUCGGUGUGGGAAAGUUUUUCUGGGGGGAGGGGGGUGGUUUUUAAGCAAAUUCAGAAAAGCUAUGAAUAAACCUUUUGAUUUAUAGUAACUUAAUGUGGUACUGGUUGGGUUUUUUCCCCCCACAGCUUGUGAUUCUGAAAAUGCAGCUAUCACAACAUUGACACCAGCAGUGAAGAGGAGCAUGCUUUUGUAAAAAUGUUACACGGAUGUCAGUUACAGAAACAUUUUUUAGGUAUUUUAUGGUUUUAACUUUGAGAUAGUUUGGAUGUAAGGUUAUGCUAACUUAUGUUUACCCUUGAAUCUGACUAGAUGUCUUACUCAGUCAAAUGUAAAUACACAUCAGAGGAAAAUGCCAAGGUAGUCGUCCUCUUUUGUUCCCUUCACAGUAAGAACAUGUCUUCUGUAAGCACGUACUUACCAAAGUAAAUCAGACUGCCUUCAUUU
Molecule: messenger RNA, 2585 nt
Organism: Vicugna pacos (alpaca)
Lineage: Eukaryota; Metazoa; Chordata; Mammalia; Artiodactyla; Camelidae
Source: RefSeq, a predicted model, not a curated record